This is a messenger RNA of Micropterus salmoides (largemouth bass), 2899 nucleotides long. RefSeq names its product dynein heavy chain 6, axonemal-like. Gene Ontology annotation, cellular component: dynein complex. NCBI's taxonomy places the organism in Eukaryota, Metazoa, Chordata, Actinopteri, Centrarchiformes, Centrarchidae. Gene Ontology annotation, biological process: microtubule-based movement. Gene Ontology annotation, molecular function: minus-end-directed microtubule motor activity; dynein light intermediate chain binding; dynein intermediate chain binding. The record is from RefSeq and is a predicted model, not a curated record.
UGGGACAGAGUUUUGUUGCUAGGAAACGCUAAGCCUCGUCUGUUGGUGAGCAACCCUUACACAGCAUUGGCGUUAUAGACAGUUUUAUAAAGCUAUAAGUAGCAAAGUUAUAUCAAAAAGAUUUCGGAGCUGAAUGUUUGAUACGGGCCUGAGGAAACUGUACACGCUAUGGCCUCUGCAUAUCCGAGCUGCCCAGGCCAGAUCAGGGACAAUGAGUCCAGAGAGCGGCAGCACAAGCUUCCUGAACUACAGAGCUCAACUAUCUCACCAAGGCCUCCAGUCCAUGUUCAAGACACUCAGGCUGUGCUGAAGAGACGUGUAACACGGAAACAACCCAGUCUCCACCACUUAAAAGCACGUGAGCGGAUGUUUUUUCCAGGCUGGUACACUCAGACACCUUCCUCUCCGAAAACAGAGCAGCCACACAGGCGCCGCGAACAAUUGCCUGUCCACCUACCUCCUCUGCAACCCACAACCAAGUUGUCCCAGAAUGUGGUAUCAACCCCUAGUCUCCCAAGACGGCCUUUUUCAAUUAAGAGUGGUGGACAGCUGGACCGUCCCUCUAAAGUUCAAAUUUACGAGUACAGUAAGGAUGACUAUUUGAUGAUCAGCCAUGGAGGUGUGUUAUCAGUGUGUGAGGACAAGUUUGACUUCAUAACGCUCGAGCGAUGGGAAGAGGAGUAUAACUACCAUCACAAGCUGAUCCGCAUCCCCUUCUUUGCCCUCUUCAAAAAGUGGAAACCCUUCUAUGUCUGGCGCACCAAAGUUCGCACCAAGAAGAUUCAUAUGGCCAGGGAGUUCCUGCGAAACCAUUUGUUUAUUGUCAGUCAGUCUCUAAGUCCUGCACUGAUAGACAUAAGGAAAAUGUGUUACCAAAUCAGUGACACAGGCCUGGGUCACAUGGAGCUAAAACGGACUAACACACUGCAGGAGUUCCAGGACAUCCAGUUCAAACAACUGCAAGAGGCAUUGGCUGACUUGGAGAAGUUUCAAGGCCUGGUAAAGGAGUUGACAGUUUGCGCCUGUCGCAACUACUUGUCAGAACCUCGAUCCACAUUCAAUGAUCAAAAGGACAAGAACAUUCUUGCAGAGAUCAACAAGACUUUUCUCUCUAGCCGCCUCAUCUGCUUUAUCCGUCUUGUUGACUAUUUGGUCCUCAGCACUUUGCACAUCUUGGUGGUGAAUGCAGUGGCCAAACUACUGGCUGUGCUCCAGGAGCAGGUAGGUCAAACGCCCAGCCAUGCCGUCAUUCAGAGCUGGAGCCAGCACUCGGAGGCUGACACUGACCCUGCUCUAAAGGACAUGGAUAAGAUGUCAGGAACUUCCCAAGUCCAGCCUAUGUUCAUCUCUGAGCUGAUGCUGGAUACAGCUGCCUUAACCUACAAACCUUCUGAGGAGAACUUUCAGGAGGCUGUUGCAGAGAUCAUUGGGUGGUUUGAAAAAACUGUCAUGUCAGUUAAUACACUCAUGGCAGAUCCUGAUUUUGAUUCAAUGACAAAUCUGUCUGGAGAGCACAAGAAAUCUGAAAAUAAAUAUGAGGAUGGCCCCUGUUUGGAAUCCAUCAUAGACAAUGAUGGCCACCUUCAAAGUAUUAUCCAAAAAAUUAAGGAAUCACUCCACUUUGCCUUUGAUGCAGCAAAAGUGUACUCACACACGCUUGAGCGUUUUCGGCUGUUCUAUAAAGAGAACGAGAGUCUGGAGCUGGAUGCAAUGCGGGAACAGGAUCAUGGAUUGUCCUUUUUUGAAAAAGCACUGGAGUUAUAUCACAGUGAGCAUAAGGAAGCCUUAGCCAUCCAACAGACGAGGCAUCUAGGCUUACUGCUUGGGACAAAACACAGCUCAAAGAGAGGCUUGUGGCAUCACCGCUCCGCUGUCAUCAACGAGAUGCUUACCCAGCUGGCUAAGAGGAAGCUAGAUGAUGUCAUUGCCGAGGCUUGUGAAGCCCAGUUUAAACUAGAGUUCAGUCCCUCCACUACAUCUGAGUUAGCCAGUUCCCUCACAUUCCUUGAUGACAUACAGGAAAGGAUAACAUUGCUAGAAGAGGAGCAGGAGACAGUAUGUCAGAUGUACAAUCUGAUUAACAUGUACUCCGUUCCCACGCCACCUGAGGAUCUGGUUGUUUUUGCGAACUUGCAACCCUCCAUUGACUCAUUGCGAAGGAUCAUCGAUAAGGCAGCGUUGGAAAGAGAGUCCAGCAUGGACAAGCUUUGCAGCUCCUUGCAUAAGGCCAUCAAGGAGCUGGACCACGAAGUCAUGAAAAUCAAGCUUAAGUCACAGGUACUUGAAGAAGUUGUAUCAACUAAUGCAGGAUCCACAAAUCUUAGACAUCAAUGCCGAUUCCUCCCAAGUCCGUCUGUGCUGAGUGAGCUCCAGAUUUCCAUAGACGAGCUGCUGGCCCAGUCUUCCGCCUACACCUCCUACCAGAAGAAAUUCAAGGUGGAGGUGACCAAGUUUGACACCCUGGAAGACUUGACUGCAGAGUUUAGGCUGAAGCAGCUGCUGUGGGACUCUCUAGAGGAAUGGGACUCUUUACAGGAGGGAUGGAGGCAGAGAACACUUGAGCAACUGGACCUAGAGCAGUUCAGUUCGCAGGUCAACAAAUAUAGCAAAUACGUCAGCCAGCUGGAGAAGGGCCUGCCACGUAACAAUGCAGUGACAAGUCUUAAGGAUAAGGUGGAAGUCAUGAAGCAAAGGAUUCCUGUGCUCACUGAUCUACGUAACCCUUGUAUGAAACCAGCACUGGAAGAUUCUGGAGUCUGUUGUGGGGACCUCCCUGAAUGUGGAGGAGCUUACUGUGGAUGUUUUAGAGGAGAUCAACAUCUUCUCCUAUGGCAUGGAGACACACAAGGUGUCUGGACAGGCUUCGGGAGAGGCAUCGGUAGAGAACAUUGUUGCAAAG